Drosophila mojavensis is the source of this 1793-nucleotide messenger RNA. RefSeq names its product putative gustatory receptor 97a (gene Gr97a). Lineage: Eukaryota; Metazoa; Arthropoda; Insecta; Diptera; Drosophilidae. Gene Ontology annotation, cellular component: membrane. Gene Ontology annotation, biological process: sensory perception of taste. The coding region runs from base 491 to 1756 and encodes 421 amino acids. The record is from RefSeq and is a predicted model, not a curated record. The transcript has 2 exons.
UGUGAAUGGCAUUUUCUUUAUAAAUUUUUUAUAGAUAUUUCUGAAAGGACUUAAAAUGUGCAAAAAUUUGGGUACAUAAAUUGAGUGGAUUAGUCUCGUAAUAAGAUUUCUAAUUAACGAGUAACAAACUUAUAAAACUAAAAACUUUUACUUUUUUUUAUUUCUGUAAGCACAAGACCUAAUUUCAGCUUUUUUAUAGUAAAUUACAUUAUUCACUUCCACUUUUAUUCUUUUAAGAACCAUCGCUUCAAAGAGUUAAAUGAUAUUUAAAUUCACAUAAGUCUACCCAAGUUAGAUGAGAAUAGAAGUCUAUUAGUCAAACUAUUAUGUAACUAAAUAGGGUUACAUAAAAAUACCAAUCAUAGCAAACAUUCCUGUUAAACGAUUUAAAUCUAAUGUAGGUCUAAUUUGUUAAGUGCUCUUAUGAUAAAUACCUGUGAUAAGGUAGCCGCCCCUAUUAGAGGGUUGCUCCCUUGAUUGGCUCAGUAUCAUGAAGCUUUUGAAGGCGGCACGACGUAGGCUUCGCUCACUCUGGCGUCUGCCCCGACGCUUGUCCAACACCUUGACGGGCAGCCAGGUGGUGCUGGUCUCAGUGGUGAUUUUGAUAUUACAAAAUAUUCUCUAUGGCAUAUAUCCCUGUCGCUUUAACUUCAAGAGGAAAAAGUUCGUGUUCAGCUUGCCGCUGGCCGUUUAUUCCUUCGCCGUGGCCACCUUGUUCAGCGCCUACUACGGCCGACACCUUUGGCAGGCGUAUAGCGAGAAGCAACUGACUCUCCGAGAUCCGGUUCAGAUCUAUAGCUUUAUGUUUGCGUGUGCAGCGAUGCUGAACUAUGUGACCCAAUGGGCCAUGGUUCCAGAGAUUUUACGCUUUCAGAAUCACUUGGAUCUAUUUAAGACCAUGGACUACUUCCGGCUCACGGUGGGCACUGUGGCGCCUGCGACAUUUUUGACCGGGCUCAAGCUGUUUGGAUGCCCGCUGCUGUUGCAUCUGACACUGAUCAUGUACCAGAAGCACACGCAUCCGGAGCUGAGCUGGCUGAAGACCAUCCACACGAUGUUUCCCAUCUACUUGGGCAAUCAGUUGAACAAUUGUUUCUUUGGCGGUAUCAUGGUGACCCGAAAUGUGCUCAUCGAGAUCAAUAGGCGGCUGCGUGAGAUUCAGGUGGAGGUGAACAGAUUGCAGACUCCGUUGGAGAUGAUGCUGCACAAGCACUACUAUCGCAUGAGACGCUUCUGUGACCUGGCCGAUCGACUGGACGAGCUGGCCAGCAAAUAUACCGUUUCUACUAGCUCCUCCAUGGACUAUUUGGAUCUGACUGCCUUCUCCAUGGUCACAUACAUGGCCAUCAAUCUGACCAACACCACGCUGGGCAUCUACACGCAAUACCAGGCAUUUGCUGACUUUUGGAUGCUAGACAUCUCUUAUGAGAUAUCGCGAGCCUUGGCGCAUCUUGUAUUCCUCGUCAUUCCCAUGGCAGAUAUUUAUGUAUUGGCGCGAGUCUGUCAACAGGUGAUAGAUGAGGCCAAUGAAUCUGGUAAUUUACUGCAGCGCAUUAAUUUACAGCAUUCGGAUGUUCGAUUCAAUCAAGUCGUUGAUGCGCUGUGGCUCGAAGUGAAGACAAUUAAUUAUCAAUUGGUGCCAAUGGGCCUUCUAGAGCUGGAUGGAUCGCUCUUCACCAUAAUAUUCUCAACAGUUUCUGGCUUUCUACUGUUUCUUAUACAAAACGAUCUAACGCAGAGAUUUUCGCUAAAAUGAAUAGCAAAAUAACGUUAUUUUCAUCGGUGUAGUCUAU